Molecule: messenger RNA, 2169 nt
Organism: Clonostachys rhizophaga
Lineage: Eukaryota; Fungi; Ascomycota; Sordariomycetes; Hypocreales; Bionectriaceae
Source: the annotation of a GenBank genome assembly
AUGCGGUUAUAUCUGCGCGGUCUGGAGCCGACUGCAGAGCUCUACCCCCUUAUCUUUGAUGGACAGGAUAUAGACUCCAGCACGCCCGAGUCAGUUCGUCUCCGAUCUCUCACCCUUUUCCGAGAUCUUGUAUCAAAUCCUACUCUAGGUGCUACAAACAUAGAGGCUCUGGGAUCCAAACAGAAACUGACCCUCGCAACUGGAGUGCGCGAUCUAUUCAUUGCCGAUUAUCAUGGCCUCUUAGACAAACAUGAAAGAAAACUCCUAAAAGAACUAGUAGCGAUUAUCAAAGUGCCCUUGGACCCGAUAUAUAUGAAUGGAGUUAUGCUAUCAUUUCAUCCUUCUGCAGAUUUCACAUGUGUCAAGUUCAUUGAAGAUUUGGACGGAAAUCUUCAGGACAGGAACAUCCAACCCUUCAUACGAUGCCUAAGUGCACCCAGGCUUUUCGCCGUAUUUGUCAGGGCAACAGAUCUUUCGUAUCACAGCUUUGAAAACAUUGUCCAUUUAGACACGUGGUUCGAGGCGAGCCUAGCAGACCACGGACAGGAUGGUCUAGAAACGUCACUCAACGAGUCUAUACAGCCCUCUCCAAAACAUGAAAUCUACACAUGCAAGCUUCAGGACGAAACCACUGGCGCUUUACUCAGCUCUCUAUCGUCUCUAGAUCUCUAUGUUCCUCCGCUGAACAAGGAGACUCGAGGAGGCGAUCGUUUCAUUUUUCAUUCAUCGAUCUUGAGCAAGGCCUUGACAAACGCAGUCCGGUCUAGCGGAAUGCUCGAUAAGAUAGAAAAUGGAAGCCUGGCCUCAUCUUUCGAGUUUGUCAAUUAUAUCUUCAGGUACAACCGGUUUGCUCCUGGAGACAGCAACUUCGAAAGCCAUUUGGACACACCGUACUAUGAUUCUGCUCGCUCCCAUGUCUCAAAGUACACCCUUCUCAUUUACAUAACUGGAGGGCACAACAACCCAGUCCUACGCGUCAAUGACAUUUCCUUCAAUGAGGUAGAGGAAAUGUCCUGUGUCAUUUUCAAUCAAAGCUACGAGCACGAGGGCCGACCUUUUCUGGACGGAUCCAAAAUCUUCCUCCGUACCGAGUUGAUAUUCAAGGACACUGAUCUCCAGCAUGACCCCACGAUCGGUCGUAUCUUCAGCGAGGCAUGCUACAUGACGAGUCAAAGUGUGUUCGAUCAGGACACAUCUUUAUCAUUACAUGCCCACGAAUGCUUCGAGAGAGCGAAUGCCUUGCAUUGGGGCCUCGAGAAGACGGCUUCGCACCGAUCUGUGUACCUAUGGAAACAGUUCCAGGGCGUGAACUUUGUGACCAACGGUUACAACUAUUGGUUCGACAAAAAUGCUGGCACGGAUCUAAGGGAUUGCGCUGUCGUAGCAACGCUAGAUUACCUCAACUGCAAAGUCGGAAGCCGCCCGUUCCGCUCACGUUGUGCUUCGAAGAAGAUAGAAGAGAAGAUCUCCAAUGAUGCUGAGAUUUGGACAUUUCUCUCCUCUCAUAUGCGCGAAGGUGUGAAAGGCUUCAGGAGAUUGACGGAGGGUACUGUGGAUUCCCUUCUAGAGGGCCCCAGCAAGCCGUUCACAGGUCGUUUAGAUGACUGGGAUGGAGAAGAAGAUGAGCUACCAGAGUUUGAACAAGACGGAGAUGGAUGCUGCCCGAUGCAUUCAUUUCCCAUGUUCAACCCAGCGAAGAGUGCCGAGGUCAUGGAAUGCUACGAGCUAUGCCGGAGCUAUUCGCGCAAACGGCUCCUCAGCACACCUUUACUUCUUCUGGGAAAUGAAGUGACAAUCAACGACGCCAAUAUCAAGAUUAUCGGAGACAAAAUCUUUAUCUUGAGGGACAGCCAGCAGUCACCUUUUCCGCCUAUCAACUUCGCAGCUUGCUGGGGGGAUGAGCCGAUGCCUCCUGAAUUCGUAGUGGUUGGAAGCGAAAUCCCAGCGCCCGGCCUUCUACUGCCUCCAAUCACAUUCCAUGAGUGCGAGGAAGGGUAUCAGCUCAGUCUCGGCUUUUUCAAAAACGACUGGAUGGUGCGGGUGGAUGACAAGCGAACCAUCCCCGUACCAGAUCUGACCGAGAAGCCUGAAGAUGAGACACCAUUUUCAGAGAAGAUACCAGAGACUGCCGAUGGAAUGGAAAAGAUCUUUGAGUAUCAUUUUGAGUAG